AAAAAAUAGGAGGGGCCAGUAAAUAGUGUGCAGUGGUUUGCGAAAGGGAAAGGGAUAGCACAAGGCGGUAGUAACGGGCACGGAAUUCCCCAAUCCGUUGUGAGUGAUGUCUUUCUAGUAUCGGAAUUGGUUAACCACACUGGCCACACUUAUCAUGGCUACACCGAUAAAAUGACAAGAGUUAUAUUUAUUCCUAAAAAUGGAACAGUUCAGACAGGUCAUGUGUUCUGACAGCUCAGAAAACAUCCGGAAGAGACAGCAGACAGCUCGCCAAUGUAAAGUUCGUCAACUAGCCGGCUAGCUCAACAUGUGUUAGCUUAACAUCGGCUCACGACUUUUCCUAAAGCAAGUCGUCGUGGAGAGGGUCGGUAAGCGACGUGAGGAAGUCGUGAGUUUGGCGUAGGCUAACUUCUAUGGACAGUUUUCGGUUGUCGGGAGCAUGGAAUGCUCUACCUUUUCUGAAUAUUCGUGGCUGGAUUUCCUCUUCACGGUAAUUGGCGUUUUCACGUUCAUUUUCGAUAUUGGAUCCGACCUGUGGGUCGCCCAGGAGUUCUUCUUGCGCGGGGACUUCUUCUGGUUCGGAGUGCUGGUCAGCUUCAUGGUUCUCUCCUCAGUCGUGGUCCAGAUGUUUAGCUGGUUCUGGUUUAGCUACGACCGCGAGCUUGAGGGCUACGAGGAGCAGACAACUUCCAAAAACGUACUUCUGGCCGAUGAGAAACAUUUCAAACUGUACUGCUGGCUGCACGUUCUUCAGCUGGGAUUCUUUUUCAGGCACGUCUCGGCCAUCAGGCAGGGGUUCCAGGUGUGGUGGCGGGGGAAGCAGGGCUCGGAGUACGCGGUGUACAUGACCCACGACCUGAGCAUGCUGCGGCUGAUCGAGACCUUCUGCGAGAGCGCCCCCCAGCUGACGCUCAUGCUCUACAUCAUGCUGCGCACCAACCGAGUGCGCGUCGUGCAGUAUGUGAGCGUGGUGGCCUCCACCUCCUCCGUGGCCUGGAUGUUGGUGGACUACCACCGGUCCCUUCGCUCCUUCCUCCCGGACAAGGCCCAGCAGGGCUGGGGCUCCUCCACCGUCUACUUCCUGUGGAACCUGCUGCUGAUCGCCCCGCGCGUGGUGUCCCUGGCGCUCUUCGCCUCCGUCCUGCCGGCCUACGUGGCGCUGCACUUCCUGCUCCACUGGGGGGCGCUCUUCCUGUGGGCCUGGCGGCAGCGCACCAGCUUCAUGGACAGCGCGGCGGGGGAGUGGCUCUACCGCGCCACCGUGGGCCUCAUCUGGUACUUCAGCUGGUUCAACGUGACCGACGGCAGCACCAGGGCCCGCGCCGCCAUCUACCACGCCUUCAUGGCGGCCGACGGCGGGAUCCUGCUGGCCACCUGGUGGGCGUACAGGGACCCCGCGGAGACGCAGCGCUACGCCCCGGGCCUGGCGGCGGGCGUGCCGCUCUGCUACGCGGCGGGGCUGCUGCUCAAAGGCCUGUACUACACCUGCUUCCACCCCCGGCUGCUCGGCCCCGCCCCUCAGGCCGGGGAGGACGUGCUCGACGGCGGGGGGGUGCCCUUCCGGUCCUUCGCCCCGGAGGCCGCGCCCCCGCCGCUUCGGCAGAACAAGAGGAUGGCCGGCCACGCCCAGCUCUUCUACGCUCCGGCGCCGCCCCCGACUGCUGCCCACAGCGCUCCCUGAGGGGGGAGGAAUCCUUUGAAGUCGGCCAUUUUGGCUCCGCUGGCUCAAUUUACUCCCAUUGCGCGCGCGACACAAGGCGCGGGACGUUCACGAAGGCCCCCGAGCACGUCCGGGCGAUCAGCGCUGGACUGU
Anguilla rostrata (American eel) is the source of this 1813-nucleotide messenger RNA. RefSeq names its product XK-related protein 8-like. Lineage: Eukaryota; Metazoa; Chordata; Actinopteri; Anguilliformes; Anguillidae. The transcript has 3 exons. Bases 440 to 1681 code for a protein of 413 amino acids. Gene Ontology annotation, cellular component: plasma membrane. The record is from RefSeq and is a predicted model, not a curated record. Gene Ontology annotation, biological process: apoptotic process involved in development; engulfment of apoptotic cell; phosphatidylserine exposure on apoptotic cell surface.